AAACAAAAACUCAAGAUUUUUUAAAAAAAUAUUUUAAAUAAAUCCUUAUAAAAAAUUUUACAAAAUGUUGAUUUUUAAAAAUUUAUUAAAAUUUUGCUAAAAGCAAUCUCAUACACAAACACUGACAGCUUGCAUAGACUGAUCGAUCAGUCUGUCUAAUAUUGACAAAACUAAAUACUAAAAAUUAACAGCAAAAUAUUAAAAAAAUAUAGAAAAAAUAUUUUCAUAUAGAAAACCAACAAAAAAUAAACAAAUACAAACUUGAGAAAAAAAACAAAUAUUUAUUUAAGAUUUCUUAUUAAGUGCGCGCUUUAAGUUAAUUUUCUUAAAAAAAUAAUAAGAAAAAAAUUCAAAUUCUCCUUAUAACCUUUAUUUUUUAACAAGUGACAGUCUAGUCAAUUCACAACUUAACUAAAUGAAUAUAAUAAAGUGUUUUUUAAAAUAAAAAAAAUAAAUUCUAAUGCCUGCCUUUAUUACCUGAAAAUAAAUUCAUCUCUAAACACACACACCAAACAAAAUUCAUUUAAACCCUUAAAAACAAAUAUAAAUAAUAAAAAAUAAAUUUCUGUUAAAUACUUAACAAAUAUCCUCAUAACGUCCACCAUCAUCAUCUGGUAGCCAAUGUUGCCAAAUAUGCUCAAAAUGAAAACGGAAAUAAUCACUGGCAAUGGCUUCGAUGAUUCAUAUAUGUUUGAGGAUCAUUUAUUACACAUGAUAGAAGCUGAGAAUCACAUGAUACACUCAGAUGCUUUAUCAUCAGCCACCAAUACCACGGUACACAGUCCAGUGGCUCAGGCCUUGAGUCCUUUAGCAGCCUUGGGUCACAAUAGCAAUAGUAAUCAAAGUAAUGCCAAUUCACCCUUAAGUACGGGUAGUAUUGGUAAUAACAAUAAUACAACCUUUGCAAAUAUCGGUAACAACAACAAUAAUAAUAAUAAUAACAACAACAAUAGCAGUAGUAAUGCUAACUCACAGCAAUCGUCAACAGUGUGUGCAAUAUGUGGUGAUAGAGCCACAGGGAAACAUUAUGGUGCUUCUAGCUGUGAUGGCUGUAAGGGUUUUUUCAGGCGCAGUGUGCGCAAAAAUCAUCAAUAUACCUGCAGAUUUGCCCGCAACUGUGUGGUGGACAAGGAUAAACGUAAUCAGUGUCGUUAUUGUCGUUUGCGCAAAUGUUUCAAAGCGGGCAUGAAAAAGGAGGCGGUACAGAACGAAAGAGAUCGCAUUAGCUGUAGACGCACCUCCAAUGAUGACCCCGAUCCCGGUAAUGGCCUAUCAGUGAUUUCUUUAGUUAAGGCUGAACUUGAAAGUCGUCAAUCUAAAGCGGGAGCUGCUAUGGAAACCAAUGCCAAUGAAGAUCUCUCUACGAAACAAUUUGCCAGCAUUAACGAUGUAUGUGAAUCAAUGAAACAACAACUGUUGACAUUGGUCGAAUGGGCAAAACAUAUACCAGCCUUUAAUGAGCUACAACUAGAUGAUCAGGUUGCCUUGCUACGCGCUCAUGCGGGAGAACAUUUGCUAUUGGGUUUAUCACGAAGAUCAAUGCAUUUAAAAGAUGUUUUGUUGCUGAGCAACAAUUGUGUUAUAACUAAACAUUGUCCGGUAGAUCCGAGGGUCUCGCCAAAUCUGGACAUAUCACGCAUAGGAGCGCGUAUCAUCGAUGAACUGGUAAUGGGUCUGAAAGAUGUUAAUAUAGAUGAUACCGAAUUGGCCUGUAUUAAGGCUUUGGUGUUUUUCGAUCCUAAUGCUCGUGGCUUAAAUGAACCCCAACGCAUUAAAACUUUGCGUCAUCAAAUUCUUAACAAUUUGGAGGACUAUGUUUCUGAUCGCCAAUACGAGUCGAGAGGACGUUUUGGCGAAAUAUUACUUAUAUUACCGGUACUACAGUCAAUAACCAUGCAAAUGAUCGAACAAAUACAAUUUGCCAAAAUUUUCGGAGUGGCUCACAUAGAUUCAUUGCUGCAGGAAAUGUUGCUAGGAGGUGAACUUGCCGAUAAUAAUGCUCCCUUAACACCACCCAAUCUUAACAAUUAUGGUGGCACCCAUGGCCUAGAUGUUAGUCAAGUAACUUCCACUUUAGAUGUGCUGUCAUCACCCAAUAGUACACAUCAUUUAACACACGACACCAUGUCCAGUUGUAUGGAUAGUAGUUUAGAUGCUCAAUUAAUUCCCCCUUUAAUGGAUGGCUCUUCGGUUAAUGGUCAUUUUAGCUUGUGUGGUCCACCCCUUUCCAAUCGUUCACACAAUGUUUCCACAGCUGCUGGUCAGCACAAUCAACAAAUGCGUAGAGAGAAUAACUCACCUUUACUCAAUGACAACGAACGUUUGGAGGUGGAUGAACAGAGUAGACAAAGCAAUUAUAUGGACUCGUACAGUAAUGGUCGUUCCAGUGUUAAUUCUUUAAAUAACUCUUCAUUAUUGGGUCAUUUGCAACAGUCCAAUAUGACGCCUCAUCAAUCGCCUCACUCGCCGCACAAUCAAACUUCUAAUUUAGCUCAGGGUUCUCUAACACAUCAACACAAUUCUAAUCGUAAUCAUCCCUACCAAAGAAACGAUAAUAAUUCGGAUAAUAACAAUGGUGGCAAUUCGUCUGUAUUACGCAAUCCCGUGGAAAUGACCUUAAAUGAAUAUAACCGCAGUGCAGAGGCUUCUUCAGAUGAUAUGCUAAGAAGAGCUGCCUUAAAGAUAAGACCUUCUGAGGCCUUAACUGCUAUACCGCCAAAUUUGCCUCCCACUACCGCCACUCCCACCUCCUCUAGUUAUAUGCUAAAUACCAUGCAUGAUGGUGACACCUAUCGCAUGGCUCUUAAACAAGAACCCGAAACCGGUUACUAAUUUCAAAUUGAAAACAAAAAAACAAAA
This is a messenger RNA of Lucilia cuprina (Australian sheep blowfly), 2859 nucleotides long. It is a transcript of the gene Hnf4, whose product is annotated as transcription factor HNF-4 homolog. Lineage: Eukaryota; Metazoa; Arthropoda; Insecta; Diptera; Calliphoridae. Gene Ontology annotation, cellular component: nucleus. Gene Ontology annotation, molecular function: RNA polymerase II cis-regulatory region sequence-specific DNA binding; zinc ion binding; nuclear receptor activity. The transcript has 6 exons. Gene Ontology annotation, biological process: cell differentiation; anatomical structure development; regulation of transcription by RNA polymerase II. Bases 622 to 2832 code for a protein of 736 amino acids. The record is from RefSeq and is a predicted model, not a curated record.